UUUCUUUUCUUUUCUUUUCUUUUCGUUUCGUUUCGUUUCGUUUCAAAGUUUCAACUAAUUUUUCUUUUCUUCUGGCUUGGGGGAAAGUCGCAAGCAAUGAAUGCCAUACUCUUCGGUGAUGGAUGAUAUUACAUGAGCGACAAAGUUUCCAUAGAUUCCUAGAGUAAAGCCGAUAUAAGCAAAUAUAUAUUCCUUUUGAUAGCCUUCGAGGAUUCCAAAUGUAUAGGCGUCCAAAGCAUUCACCAUGUACGGCAAAAUCAAGACAUUCCAGUGAGGGAAGGAAGAUUCGGUCACAUGGGAGACGAUGAUGAUACCAACAGAAUAGGCCAAAAUCAUGGCAUUCAAUAAAUAAACUGUAACAAAUUGCUCUUCAAACAGGUUGGGGUAUUUGGCAUAGAGCAAAAAAACGGCAGCCCAUUGUGCCAAAUAGGGAGAAAGUCCCAACAAGCCCUUGCAAACGCUCUUCUUUUCCUCUUUCAAUACACGUGCAGCAUUUUGAAUACUUUGGAAUACAUUCAAAAACAAACCAACGCUCAUUAGGUAAAACAUGCAAGAGCCAUAUGUGUAGUAGGGAAUCAUAGAACGAAUGGUGCCAAAGGAUUCUGGGGUGGGAUGAAGUUUUGUCCAAAAUACACCACCGGUAUAUGCAGUUAUACCAAACAAUACACAAACCACAAGAAUGCCUUCCACCGGACCAGAAAAGUAAGACAAAUACAAGACGCCUGUAUGGUAUUCCUCCCAUGUAGAAGCGUAAAAGUAUAACAAGCAAGCACAUUGAGUAAAGAUAGUCAAGGGAAUACUCAUUUGAAAUAGUUCUGUGGUUAGCCAAACUUCCAAACUUGUGUUGAUGGCAUCCACGCCAUGGUCAAAUAGUUGACCAAGUGGAGACGAACUGUUGGUUCGACGUGCCUGUGAUCCAUCAAUUGCAUCAAAACUUUGAUACAAAAACAAUCCUACAGCCCAAGACGCGUAUACCCACCCGGGGUAUCCGUCCGUUUCAUAUCCAUACUUAUACACGAGCAUGGUUAUGACAUUCACGGUGACAAAUCCCAAUCCAGUCAAGGUAAUCAAAUUCGGCCUAAAGUCGUUAGCAUCGCCUUUCUACACACAAUUAACCAUACGCCAUCCACAUUGGGAUCACCUUGAGCAAUUGGCUCCACCAGUACGGCUUCAAAACAUGUCUAGAUAAUAAAGAAUUAUCAACACCCGCGUAUUGAUAUUUAUGAAGACUUUUCAACUGUUGCUUGUUUAAAUGCAUGUUAAAAACACGCUCUUUAGUGAGUCGAUGCAAAGGAACGAGUGUUUUGUAAAAACCAAGAGGUUUUCACACUUCACAAAAAGGGUCGAAACUUUCCUUUAAUCAUCUAUGCCCAAAAAAUGGUUCAAUUAUUUUUGAUUUUUUUUUUUCAUUUUUCUUUCAACUCAAAUACCAAACUUUCAUUUUGGUCUGUCGUAACGCACCUGGCCUCAGCCUUUAGGCCAUGGGCAUUCAACGAACUUCCUAUUACCACGCGUCCACUUCCUACUUAUAUCAGCACUGUUCAUACAUCAUACGUUUAAUUUUCGUUUCUAAUCGUUUUCUCGUGAUUAUUUGAAGGUUUUAAAAUUAUUUUGGGGCUCGGGUUCGGUUUAUCUAUUUUCAUAUUUAAAUAUAUCCAAAAUCUACCAUUUUUACCGUGGCAAUGACCUCUGUUGCUGGAACACCUCCUUCCGAUCAAAAUAAUUUACAAAAAGAUGGCGUCUUAGGUCUUCCAACCAAUUUGAUUCUUCCUCCUCCGGAAAUCAGAGAAAUCAUUGACAAAUCCGCCGGCUACGUCGCUAGAAAUGGGCUUGCGUUUGAAGAAAAGAUUCGCCAAAAUGAGAUAAAAAAUCCAAAGUUUUCCUUUUUACAAGUGGACGAUCCUUAUUACAAGUACUAUCAGCACAAACUUCAAGAGGCUAGACAAGGAAAACUAAAAGCAACUGCAGGAGUUGGACAAGGAGCUGCAAAUUUGGCGCGGCCCAUCACUAAAUCCAUUGAAAGCGCACCUCCCGCACCUCCUCCGUAUUUGUUUUCAGAACCCUUGCCUUCUGUAUCAGCGCAAGACUUAAACGUACUCCGACUAACAGCUCGCUACGCAGCUAUUCGAGGACCUACCUUCAUUGCUAAACUUUCACAAAAGGAAUGGGGAAAUACGCAAUUUGAUUUUUUACAUCAAAACCAUGCUCUCUAUCCUUAUUUUACGCGCAUAGUACAACAAUACGCUUCUUUAGUAAAAAAUACUCUUCCGCCUUUUGAACCCUUACUUCGUCAAAACAUUCAGGAUCCCUACAGCGUUCUUUCACGGAUACAACCCAGAGUUGAGUGGCAGAAAUACCAAGAAACUCAAAAGGCGAAACGUAAAGAAGAACAAGAGAGGGAAAAAAUUGAAUACGCACAAAUUGACUGGAACGAUUUCGCAGUGGUUGAGGUCAUCCAAUUCACUGGAGCAGAUGAAACAACCAAGCUCUCAAAACCGACAAAUCUUGCUGAUUUGCAAACCGCAACGUUAGAGCAAAAGUCCGCAAUGUUCACUAUGCCCGAUAUGAACUACUCUAUUGAAGAAGCUCCUCCCACAUCAGCUGCUUGGGAACCUUUGAAUGCACCCGCCAAAGCAGAAUUUGGUGUCGCUAUGCCUUCUUCCUUACCUUCACAAAGAACAUCCGCAGAAACCUCUCCAUCACCAGCUACACAACCUUCGGCUAUGGGUGCACCCCCACCUCUUCGUUCUGCAAAACCCACUAAGUCUGUUCCUAAAGCAUUUCAACGGCAUGUACCUAUGGAGCGUAGUCCAUUUACUGGUGAAAUGAUUCCGGCAAGUGAAAUGGGUGAACAUAUGCGAGUUCAUUUAUUAGACCCCCGCUGGCGUGAGCAACGUAAAAUUGAAGAGUCACGAAGAUCCACAUUGAACCUAGAAAACGUUGAUGUUGCUGCAAACAUGAAACGACUAGUCAGUAACCGGACUGAUAUUUUCGAUGUACAUAAUGGCAUAGAGAUUACGCCCGAAGAGGUAGAACGAAGAAAACGCGCAGCUACACAAAGUUCAUUUGGUGCUGCUCCUCCUCCAAAUAAACGUCGUUGAUUUACAGAAAAGGAUAUAUAUAAUGUAUUUUUAGUUAAUGAUAACUUAGCAAUUGCAAUCGCUCGUAUAGUACUACGACUCCUUUUUCAUCAGUUUUCUUAUUCUUUACUCAAUGUCUUACUUUUUCUAUAUGUGUAUGUAUGUGGAAUUAUCGCGUAUGUCACAGGCGCACUGCUAUGUGUUGUAUGCUUACAUUUGACUCAUCCCAUCAAGUCUAUCAAUUAAUUUCAAAGAAGUUUUUUUUUUUUA
Schizosaccharomyces octosporus yFS286 is the source of this 3350-nucleotide messenger RNA. Its product is annotated as splicing factor Sap114. The record is from RefSeq and is a predicted model, not a curated record. Lineage: Eukaryota; Fungi; Ascomycota; Schizosaccharomycetes; Schizosaccharomycetales; Schizosaccharomycetaceae. Gene Ontology annotation, molecular function: RNA binding. Gene Ontology annotation, cellular component: U2 snRNP; U2-type prespliceosome; catalytic step 2 spliceosome. Gene Ontology annotation, biological process: regulation of alternative mRNA splicing, via spliceosome; mRNA cis splicing, via spliceosome. The transcript has a single exon. The coding region runs from base 1683 to 3101 and encodes 472 amino acids.